Rotaria sordida is the source of this 714-nucleotide messenger RNA. NCBI's taxonomy places the organism in Eukaryota, Metazoa, Rotifera, Eurotatoria, Philodinida, Philodinidae. The record is from the annotation of a GenBank genome assembly.
AUGGCUGGUACUAACGGUAUGCAUUCCGUUGCUGCUACGGGUUUUCAAGAUGCAGCCAAAAUUUACGAUCAGGCACGACCAUCCUAUACAAAUGAAGCUAUUCAGUUUAUCAAAUCACUCUGUCCUACGCCUACAACUAUUGUUGAUCUCGGUGCUGGAACUGCAGAACAAAAAGUUUACCAAGCAACAAUAUGUAAAAAAUAUAAAAAAGAAAAAGAAAAAAUUCGUGCAUGUGAUUUUUCACCUGAUCAAUUGUUGACCACAAUUAAUAAUGAAAAUAAAGAAAGUAUAAUACUUAUUUCGUUUGAUCCAAAUAUUGGAUCAAGUGAAGAUACUGAAAAAACAAAACAAACACUACGUUUUAUUAAUGAUUAUGAUCAAAAACCAUCAGAAAUUUUAUCUCGACUUUCUUCUGUUCGUCAAAUACAUUCAAUAUUUAUCUUUUGUGUACGAAAAACUCGAUAUGAAUAUUUAUUAAAUGAUUUCAAAAAAAUGAUUGGAAUUUAUAUUAAUCUUGAUGAUUUAAGUAAAUCAAUAAAAGAACAAAUUGAUCUUGUUGAUAGACAAAUACAAACAUUUUCUUUUUUUGAUCAACAUCAAAAAUCAACUAAACAUUUAUCACACGAAUCAGCAGAAUUUCUUUGGUUUCAAUUAUUUAUUUAUGUUAUUGCUCGUCUUCCACGAAAUCGACAAGCUAAACAACAAAUAAAAUGA